AUUAUUUUUAAGAAUAGCAAUAAGGUAGGAAAAGAAAAAGAACUUGAAAGUAAAAAAACAAUUGUGUGUGUACGAUUAAGAUUUAAGGAGCUACUCUUAAGAGCGUACAGAAAUAAUUCUAAAAAUAUUAAGGCGGUGAAGAGAAGAAAAACAAAGAAGAGAGGAAGAAGAGAAAAAAGAAACUUUAAAACGAAAAACGAUUACAAAAUAGUGACGUGAACCACAUUCGAGAAGCAAUGAACGUACGUUUGCAGGAAAUGACUGUCGGAAGAGGUGAGGCGGGAAAAGAGGAAGGGGACAUCAUCCUCGACGAUAGUCGUCAGCAGCAGCGGGGUCGUUGCUCCGAUUCGCGCGACGACUGGAUCGGCAAGGCAUCGGGUUACGCGUAUUUCGACGAGCGUUACAUGACGAGACGAAACCAGAUCGAAUCUCCGAAACUACCGUCGGCGCCGCCUUAUGGUCCAGCACUCGUGCUCGGCAACACGGAAGACAUCUUGCCCGGCAAUGUCGCCGCACCCUCUUCCACCGUUACGUCACACAUUGGCGAUAAUGCUAGAUCACGAGCUUGCGAUAUCGAGACGACAUCUUGCACGACGACGAGAUUCCCGUAUGCCGUAAAUUGCAACGUGGCGUGCAGUAGUAUUGUGCCAGCAACGUGCAAUAACGCAUCAGCGAGCGACGAUUCGGGGACGACGUUGUACCGCGACAGCGGUCCGCAGUUGGAGACUUGCGCGGCGAUCUCGAAAAGCUGCCAGCUGGGGUUCGUCGACGUUGAGGAUCUCGCCAUGUACUUCGACAAGCCGCCCGCGACGAGCAAUCGUGCGAUCCACUCGAGAAGAUCGAGGUACGGGCAGGCCGCGAGGAUGGAUCAGCCGCGACAGGAUCGUCGUGAUCGUCUCACAGGAUCCGAAUGCGAUCUAAACACUUACCAUUUACGGUCUUCCGAUCUAGGCUCCCAUAAUCUACGUCCUUGCGAUCUGGGAUCUAAUAAUCCGUGGCCCUCCGAACCAGCGGCUGGCGAUCCACGCACUUGCAAUUUAGGGUCUGGAAAUCAGCAAUAUCGCGACGUAAGAUUCGGCGAUCUGCAAUCUUAUCAUUUAGGAACGAACAUCUCCGAAUUCGACGAUCCACGAUCCAGCAAUGUGGCAUUUAAUAAUUUAGGAGAAACUCGCAAUUCAGAAUACAACGAUCCUCGCUCUUACGAUGUAUUUGAGGCGUACCAGUUGAGAUUCGACGAUUCGCAAUCCUGCGAUUUGAGGCUGUGCGAGGUGCAGCCGCGCGAACUGGGGCGAGACAAACUGGGACGAUGCAAUCUGGGGCCGGACAAUUGGUACUGCAACAACUGUCCGGAACUGUUUAAUUUCUGCAGCGAGAAACGAUGGCUGCAGUGCCCGGCGAGCGAUCGCUGCCCUCUUUACGACCCCUCGUACGCUUACGGUGCCCCGAUCUUGCCGCCGUGCAUGUACGAGAACUUGCACGCCGACUACAACGAUAACGAUAACUGGCAUUACGGCUACGCAGAGGAUGACCAGCUCCUCGAGGAUUAUUUGAGUAAUGAGAAGAGGAAAGAGAGAUCUCGCGAUGCAGCGCGUUGUAGGCGUAGCAGGGAGACGGACAUUUUCGCCGAACUUGCGGCCGCGCUUCCGGUUGCACCGGAACAGGCAGCGCACUUAGAUAAGGCCAGUGUAAUGAGGUUGGCGAUUGCCUACCUUAAAGUUCGAGCCGUCAUAGACUCCAUUCCAGCAUCGCUAGCAAAGUCUGAGUCGUCCGCAGAGAUGGAUGAACUAUUUCCGAAAGCUCUCAACGGCUUUAUGUUAGUUCUCUCCAGUGAUGGCAAUAUGGUUUACCUCUCGGAGAACGUCAACGAUUAUCUCGGAAUAUCACAAAUGGACAUGAUGGGGCAAAGUGUAUACGAAUACAGCCACCCCUGCGACCAUGACGAAUUGCGCGAGUGUUUAUCCUCAAAGCCGACAGACAAUAAUGAGAAACGUGCUUGCAGUUUCUUUUUACGACUCAAAUGUACUCUCACCAGUAAGGGUAGAAAGGUCAAUUUGAAGAGCGCCUCCUACAAGGUAAUCCAUUGCACCGGCAGAUUGACGAAUAUUGGCGACUCGAAUUCGAAUUCCGUGGAAGCCGAUGACGAGAAACGAGAAAAAGAGGAUGAACCGGUGGAGCAAAAUACAGGCGCUUCCCUGGUGCUCGUGGGUAGUCCAAUACCUCACCCCAGUAAUAUCGAAAUACCAUUGGGACGUCAUACCUUUUUAUCGAAGCACAGUCUCAGCAUGAAAUUCACGUACGCUGACGAAAAAUUAGCCGAAUACUUGGGCUGGAACAGCGAAGAGCUGAUGGGUCGAUCGGUCUUUGAAUUCUAUCAUGCACUCGACAAUCUGGCGCUGGAUAAAUGCUUCAAGUGCUUGUUCAGCAAGGGCCAGUGCGAGACCGUGGCGUACAGAUUUCUCGGCAAACGGGGUGGUUACGCCUGGGUUGUCACUCAAGCCACUCUCAUCCACUGCUCCAAGCAACAGAAACCGAUCUCCGUCGUCUGCGUAAACUACAUUCUAAGUGGGGUUGAGCAUGAGGAUGAGGUGUACAGCGUGCGCCAGCAGGCCGCACGUGACAGCGGCACGGAAUUGAAGCCGGAGAGAGCCUUGCCGACGCUGGUGCCGACGAGCGAUAGUAGAUCGAAGAAAGGCCCGAUAGUGCUGGACGACGAAGAGAUUUCCGUGAAAGAAUCAAUCACUGUCGACGACGAGUCAAAAAGCGACGAUCGGCCGCUCGCCGUCACCGCAUCGAUUUUCCGUUCGGCGAACGGGAAAAACGACUGUAAGAACAACUUGCGAAAAGACAGCGACUUAUCGAGACCGGUACAGGAGAAGGCAUUCGUUCAGGCGCUCAAAGAGUCCCUCGAAGAAUCGAUUAAGGAGUCUCUGAAGGAAAACAACGAGCCGGUGGUGGCAGAGCGACAGGAGCGACCGGCGUUUGUGAGGACACCCUUUAUAUUCCAGGGUAAACCGGCGGUGGUACGCACUUCUUCAGACAGUGCCGGGCAUCGAGAUUGUCCGCAGGCGGUCACGAAACAUUUGUUCACGCCACUUACACCCGUUGUACAACAGCAGCAGCAACAACAACAACAACAGGAACAAGCGCAAAUCUCCUGUCGACCGCCGCCGCAGACGGCCACAGCGAGUAUCUUUGCGCCUCGCACCGAGGACAUGAACAAAGGCUUCUUAACGUUCAGCGAAGAUCAGCCGGGUCUCACCAUGUUGAAGGACGAGCCAGAGGACUUGACGCACCUUGCGCCCACACCCGGUGACGUGUGCGUGCCCUUGGAGGACACUCCGCUUUUAUCAGACAUGCUAGACGAGUUUAUCUUCGGACACGAUACCUACAGCUCGCUGCUGAGCUCGGGUGACACUUUAUCACCAGAACUGCGUUCCGCAGAUCUUUCAGAUCCCUUAAAGGACGCGGAUCUGGUGGACACUACUGCCAGAACGAAGGAUGCGGCUGACCGUCUCGCCGACAGUGAUCCCUUCAUGUACGGCGAUUCGCCCGGAAGUCCCUGCGGCAUCGACCCGAGCUCCGUGUCGCCGUCCCUCUCGAAGUACCGGCAGAGUUCUGAACGCAGCGUGGACUCGCUGGGUAGCCCUACAGGAGGCAGCGGCGGCGACGGCCUUUCCGAGGACGAGAUGCUUAUGUUAGGCAUCAGCGAUGGUAUAGGAGACGAUGAAUUGGCUCUCAGGGCACCCUAUAUUCCGAUGUCGGACCAAGACGAAGCGCUAGAGCUGCUCAUCAGCGAUGACAUGGUCAUGUGGAGCCCGUCGCAAUCCGUCGACAAAGGAUCCUCAAAGUGGCUAUUUGACGACAGAGAGCAGCGUGGAUCAGAAUCUAGUCUGGCGCAACUGCUGCGGACCGAUCAAGCGGUAUCGCGGCGAUACAACGACCACGGUGGAGGUUUGAUGAAUCCCGCGCACAUCUUCGAACAGACAUCUAGAAAAAGCGCAGUCUUGGAAAUCGAUCGAUGGUCCUCUAGCCAAGAACGUACCGAUCGCCCCAGUAAGCGCAACCAUUCUGGACUCAAUACAGAUUUCGGGAGCGAGCACAAACGCCUCAAGUGCGAGGACUCGUCUUUCAAACACAUAAGCCUCGAGGACACUUUGCUGAUGAGGCAACAACGAUCGUCUCACAAGAAGUCGCUAAGUUUGGACAACACCUGCGGCAGCCAGCUCCUACGUCGCCUCGUCUCGCCGCAGGCGUCGACCGUAGUGUCGCAAACCAUGUCCUCGUCCGACGGCGAACGCCGUCGCAACACCUUGGAGCAACGCGCUCGCGUUCUCGACGACAUCAUCGACUUCGCCGAGUCGGAGGGCGACCGCGGCGGAGGAAAAGGUGGAGGCGGAAAUCGCGGUGGCGAUGGUCCGAAUAAGAUCGAUGGAACGAGCCGGAGCAGAAAUCCGUCCUGCAUCGCCGGCGGCAGCAGCGUGCUAAUGAACCUUCUGGUUUCCGGCUGCGAUGAUCCCCUGAUGAAUUCUCGCAACGUGCCGACUUUGUUAUCGAGGAACUUGACGUCACCAUUGUCCGUCAACGUGGAUAAUCAACUGGUACCACAGCACGCGAACGCAAAUAAUGUCAUAUCCUUGCCCGACCACCUCAGUCCAGAUACCAGGAAGCACUUAAUCGGACCCUUCACCGGAGAUGCUGGCGGCGGAGGAACGACUCCUAUAAUUUCGCCUACGACGUCAGCAAUAGCGGCUUUCGGCGGUUUUGGUUACGACGAGUCCACUGCGGGUCUAUUGCAAGUGGGGCCAGAUCUUCUUGGAGGCCUACUGGACCGAAACUUGGUGUGAUUUAGCUCGCGUGAUCUAUCGGCCGCACCGGAAUACGUUCGGUUGAUCGAGAAAAUUAGAAGCCGAAUUCUUCCGACAUUCACCUUCUUGGUGUCAGGUUUCAAAAUUUCUUUUUUUAUCCUUCUUUUAUAUUGCGAUUUGUGUUUAUUGACGAUGCAAUUAAUAUUUUUAACUUCUUACAGUUGAUUAAUUUGCAGGAAAGAAGCAGAGAAAAAAUAGAUAAAUUUUAAAAAUAUAUUCGAACGAAAAGCUGCUUUAAUUCAUUAUUCAAGAUGAUUUGAAAAUUUAUUUUGCUGCGUUGAGGCUCUUUUCGUUGAUACAACUGAAUAAUGAUGUUGCUAAUUAAUGUUAUUAUAAGAUGCAUCACAUUCUAUUACAAAUACCAAAAAUCACAUGAUAUACUACAUAUAAAAAUAACAAGAGAAAAGACAUUAGAACACUGAUAUGUGGCGCGCAGAGAAAUUAUAUAACAAUUCUGCUUCUAAUUUCUGCGCUCAUAUUGUUGUUUAAUUUCCGGUGUUCUUUAAUAAUGGCACUAUUUUUUUACUAUGUAUUAAAAAUUCCAGUAACACGACAAUGAAAUGCAUUUCGUGUCAGAUGCUCAAAAAAUGUUUGAUAAGAUAAUAUAAAAGUGACGCGACUCGAAAAGCUUAAGUCCAGAUUUAAUUAGAUAUUUUUUAAGUGAUUUUUGUGUUGCUUGAACGACAUUUUUUUACAUUAUUUCCCUGAAAUACGCGAGUGUGCCAAUGCAUUUCCAUAAAUUAGGAUGAAACAAUUCAUAUAAAAAUUAACCCAUACAUUCUAAUGGAUUGCGUGACAAGUUAAAUUCGACAAGAUGAUGCUUUGUUGUAAAAAUGAGAAUCAUAUCCCUUAAUCAGAUCGAGUGAUCAAAGACUGUAUCAUUGUUAUAAAAUUGUGAUAAGAAGACUUGAAGACAAUUCCCGAUAUUCUUUACAUACAAACUUUUUUAUAUAAUAUAAUGCUUCUUUUCAAUUUUUUAACUUUAACAUUCUUUUCAUCAAAUAAUUUUAAUUUUUUUCAUUAUACGACAUUAUAUUGAAAUAUGUCGAUUGAAAUUAUUUGAAGAAAGUCAUGCAAAUUAAGUUUGAUGUUCUAGAAAACUAUUUUGCAGUAUAAAAUUUUUCCAAUUUUGUAUUAUUUUUAUCUUUUUCUGUAAAAUAAUGAGAUGUGGUUUAAGAUGUAUGCACGAUAAUAAUUGCAUAAUUAUUAAAAGAAUAAUAGUAGCUAUUAUAUGUACUUAUAACAAUAAUAAAAAUAAUUGAGCUUUAAGAAUGUUUGUACAUAGAUAGAUACUAUAGUUUAAUUUAAUUCGAAAACAUGACUUUAUUAUAGUCUUCAUAUCAUAAAUGAUUGGUUCAUCAAUCGUCUGUGAUAAAUAGGAUCCACUGCUGUGUGCUGAAUAUGUGUUUUCGAACUAAAUACGCGUUUUGUAUGUAGUAGAAAAAUAAUAUUAAAGAUUUGUGCAAGACUUCUUGGGGAUAAAGAAUAUUCUGAUAUGAAAAAAAUUAUUAAAUAAUUCUUCUUACAUUUCUAAUUGUAAAAAGAAGAAAAUGUUAUAGUCUUUAGCGACUCGAUCUGUCUUUUCUAAAAACUUGUAUAUAAACGAAUGCAUUUAUGCGAGUGACGUGCAAAUUUGCGUGCAUAUAUAUAUAUACACACACACACAUAUUAAUUGAACUAACAAUAAGAGAAAAGUGUUAAGUUUAGAAUAUUGGUAUCAGGUGUGAAAAAAUGAUAACCGAUUAUUUCAUCGGUUCAAGGUUCAAGAAAGUAACAGUUAAAGAGCUAACAAGGAAACUUUUCCAUACUAUUUCUAUUUUUAGAAGUGCAGUUUGUUAAAGCUAGAAAAUGAAAAAAAAUACACAUCUUUUUUAUAUUUCUAGUUUUAAGUCCUUAGAACUUUGCUUUAUGAAUAUUAUAAAUCUGAUUGAAUGAAUACUGUUGAAUAUGAUGAAAUAAUAUAAGAGCAACAAGGUUAUCAGGAUUUCCAUCCUGAAUCCUAUGAAGUCCACAGAGCAUGACAAGUCGCAGCGUUGCUGUUUUCUCAGCAUCGCAUAUCAGCCACGACGUCACGAUGCCAAUAUUUUUGUCGUCAUCGUCGUCGUUGUCGUUGCUAAUUGUUGUUACUGUUAUUAUAGUUUCUACUAGACUUCACCUGGGAUCAUCGGUUCUUGCCGUUGCGUCCUGAUUGUUAGGUGCAUACAAUCAAUAAAUACCGAUAUGAUUAGUACUAUGUUUAUCAUAGCAGCAAUUAUUACUAUUAUUAUCAUACAUGAAUAUAAUUAUGCAUUAUUAUAA
Messenger RNA from Linepithema humile (Argentine ant), 7163 nucleotides. RefSeq names its product similar (gene sima). The record is from RefSeq and is a predicted model, not a curated record. Gene Ontology annotation, biological process: regulation of transcription by RNA polymerase II; cellular response to hypoxia. NCBI's taxonomy places the organism in Eukaryota, Metazoa, Arthropoda, Insecta, Hymenoptera, Formicidae. Gene Ontology annotation, cellular component: cytoplasm; nucleus; transcription regulator complex. Gene Ontology annotation, molecular function: RNA polymerase II transcription regulatory region sequence-specific DNA binding; DNA-binding transcription factor activity, RNA polymerase II-specific; protein dimerization activity.